This is a messenger RNA of Thlaspi arvense, 348 nucleotides long. The record is from the annotation of a GenBank genome assembly. Lineage: Eukaryota; Viridiplantae; Streptophyta; Magnoliopsida; Brassicales; Brassicaceae.
AUGGUAGAAGUUAAGCCAGACAGAAUAACAUUGAUCGCGGUGCUAUCUGCUUGUGCAUCAACUGGAGCUCUAGAUAUCGGAAAUCUAAUGCCUUAUUUCAUUAGAAAACUGGUAAAAAUAGGAGACUUGGGGGAUUUUAGGGUGAAGAAGAUCGAUAAUAUCAUAGAGGUGUGGAGAAACGAUGCUUGUGAACACAACUGGCCUUGUAAAGAAGCAGAACAGAUAGAAGUGACACAUCCUUUCAGAGAAGAUGAUAAUGAGUUUAAUGAACCUCUGGAUGGAUAUAGUGGAAAUGAAAGCAGAAUUGACGAGGUACAAAGUGGAAACGAGAGCCUCCAAUAUUCCUGA